Messenger RNA from Lates calcarifer (barramundi perch), 1596 nucleotides. RefSeq names its product mitochondrial ribosome-associated GTPase 2 (gene mtg2). The record is from RefSeq and is a predicted model, not a curated record. Gene Ontology annotation, molecular function: magnesium ion binding; GTPase activity; GTP binding. The transcript is spliced from 6 exons. Lineage: Eukaryota; Metazoa; Chordata; Actinopteri; Centropomidae. The coding region runs from base 231 to 1493 and encodes 420 amino acids. Gene Ontology annotation, cellular component: mitochondrion; plasma membrane.
CGUAGCUUAUAGGGGCACCUGUAGUCUCUGAUAGAUGUGAAAGCUGGAUAAAUCAUGUGUCGUUGGAGUAUUAAGGGACAUUUAUGUCCAAAAUGAAUUGACAGUGUUACUUUUCCAAUUAUUUUUCCAAUGGAAUCCCGUUUUGCGCUACCAGUGAUGUGUAUUGAGGUAAACGGUCGAGGUGACAUUGUUAAACAAUCUUUAGCUAACUAACGAGUUACUUCGGAGUUAUGUUGCCGACGUUGUCGAGAGUUAAACCCCCUCGGUGGCUUUCUCCUGACAUACUUUCAAGAUACAUAUUAGGACAUGAGGUUAGAGGAAACGAGCUGAGCUUGUUCAGUCAUAGUAUUUCACCAAAAUCUGCGGCGUGGAGACUGAAAGUCACCGCUGGUAUCAGAAAUGUCAGCACCUCAUGUACGCUGUGCGCCAAAGCCCGAGGAAACCAGAAGAAGAAGGAUAUGUCAGAGAAGAAGUUGACCCGUCACUUCAUAGACUAUCGCAGGGUGAAGCUGAUGGCUGGGUCAGGCGGUAAAGGUGCCUGCUGCUUUCACAGUGAACCCCGUAAAGAGUGGGGCGGACCAGACGGAGGGAAUGGAGGCGAUGGAGGAAACAUCAUUAUUAAGGCUGAUCGGUUUGUGAAAUCAUUGGCGCAAGUAGUUCCAGUUUACAAGGGAGAGGAUGGGCAACCAGGGGGCAGCAAAAACUGUUACGGUCGAAACGGCAGCCCAACCUACAUUCAUGUACCAUUAGGAACUCUGGUAAAGGAGCAGGGCAAAACUAUAAUGGAUCUCUCUGAACAUGGGCAAGAGUAUUUGGCUGUAUUUGGAGGGGCCGGAGGGAAGGGGAAUCGAUUCUUUCUGUCCAAUGAGAACCGUUCCCCAAUGACGGCAACCUCAGGAAUGCCGGGUGAGGAGAGGGUCCUUCAGCUGGAGCUACGCACCAUGGCCCAUGCUGGACUGGUGGGGUUUCCUAAUGCUGGGAAAUCAUCAUUGUUGAGAGCCAUCUCCAAUGCCAAGCCUGCUGUGGCUGCUUACCCUUUUACAACACUCAACCCACAUGUAGGAAUUGUCAAUUACAGGGAUCAUGAGCAAGUUGCAGUUGCUGACAUCCCAGGCAUCAUUCGAGGAGCCCAUUUAAAUCGAGGCCUGGGCAUUUCUUUCCUGCGUCACAUAGAGCGCUGUCGUUUUCUCCUCUUUGUUCUGGAUUUGUCAUCACCGGAGCCCUGGACUCAGCUCCAACACUUGCGUUAUGAACUGGACCAGUAUGAGCCUGGUUUGUCCCAGCGGCCUCAGGCCAUCAUAGCCAACAAAAUGGAUUUACCUGAGUCCAGAGAGAGGCUUGAGACCCUAAGAAGCCAUGUCACAGAGCGGGUCAUCCCCGUGUCGGCUCUCACAGGACAGAACACAGAGGAGCUCAUCCUCCACCUCAGAGAGCUGUAUGAUGGCUACCUCCAAGAAAAAGGUAGUGGGGAAGGCAAACCCACCAGGUGGUAGAAAAAACAAUUUCCUUUUACUCCACUGAUAUCUCUAUAAUGUAUGUAAACUGGAAGAUAUAGAAGUAUUUAAAUUGCUUAAUAAAUACAUAAACAAAACAUAA